Messenger RNA from Echinops telfairi (small Madagascar hedgehog), 2333 nucleotides. RefSeq names its product glucose-6-phosphate dehydrogenase (gene G6PD). NCBI's taxonomy places the organism in Eukaryota, Metazoa, Chordata, Mammalia, Afrosoricida, Tenrecidae. The transcript is spliced from 13 exons. Gene Ontology annotation, cellular component: cytosol. Gene Ontology annotation, molecular function: NADP binding; glucose-6-phosphate dehydrogenase activity. The record is from RefSeq and is a predicted model, not a curated record. Bases 284 to 1969 code for a protein of 561 amino acids. Gene Ontology annotation, biological process: glucose metabolic process; pentose-phosphate shunt, oxidative branch.
GCCUGUCAUCCUUGGGCGGUCGGGCGGGCUCCAAGCCAAAUGAUCAGGAACACCUGCUGCUUUUCUGGGCGUCGCACCCUCCACUUCCCGGCGGUUCAGGCGCCCAGCCGCCCCGCACUUGGGGGGGAGGGGAGAAAGGAGCCAAGACGAAGCCGACCAAUAGGACACGAGAUUUUGCCAAGGGCUCGCCCCCGAAGCAGUCGACUGGCGGAAGUCAAAUGCUCCGCAAGGGCUCAUGGUCGCCUGGGGGCGGCGGGAAAGCCGGGGCGGGGCGGAGUAAGAGAUGGGGACUCGAGGGAACGCCAUGGAAUUGCACCCGGCCAGGUUAAGCAUCACCUCGACAGAGAUACCCAGUGAUGCGGAGCAACAGCGACGGGGACGUAAGGCGGCUCCCAGCCCGGUGACCAGCGCAGAGAACACCAUGGCUGAGCAGGUGGCCCUGAGCCGGACACAGGUGUGCGGCAUCCUCCGGGAAGAGCUGUACCAGGGCGAUGACUUCCACCAGUCUGAAACGCACAUUUUCAUCAUCAUGGGCGCCUCGGGCGACUUGGCAAAGAAGAAGAUCUACCCCACCAUCUGGUGGCUGUUCCGAGAUGGCCUUCUACCUGAAGCCACCUUCAUCGUGGGCUUUGCCCGCUCGCGCCUCAGCGUGGCCGAUAUCCGCAGACAGAGCGAACCCUUCUUCAAAGCCACCCCCGAAGAGAAACAGAAGCUGGAAGAGUUCUUUGCCCGCAAUUCCUAUGUGGCCGGCCACUAUGACGACCCUGCCUCCUACCAGCACCUCAACAGCCAUGUGAACGCCCUUCACCAGGGCUCCCAGGCCAACCACCUCUUCUACCUGGCCCUGCCCCCCACCGUCUAUGAGGCGGUCACCAAGAACAUUCGUGAGACCUGCAUGAGCCCCACGGGCUGGAGCCGCAUCAUUGUGGAGAAGCCCUUCGGCAAGGACCUGCAGAGUUCUGACCGCUUGUCCAACCACAUUGCCUCGCUGUUCCGGGAGGACCAGAUCUACCGCAUCGACCACUACCUGGGCAAGGAGAUGGUCCAGAACCUCAUGGUGCUGAGGUUUGCCAACAGGAUCUUCAGUCCCAUCUGGAACCGGGACAACAUCGCCUGUGUGAUCCUCACCUUCAAGGAGCCGUUUGGCACUGAGGGCCGCGGCGGCUACUUUGAUGAGUUUGGAAUCAUCCGGGAUGUGAUGCAAAACCACCUGCUUCAGAUGCUGUGCCUGGUGGCCAUGGAGAAGCCCGCCUCCACCGACUCAGACGACGUCCGGGAUGAAAAGGUCAAAGUCUUGAAGUGUAUCUCUGAAGUGAAGGCUGAGGAUGUGGUCCUGGGGCAGUAUGUGGGGAACCCCAGCGGAAAAGGGGAAGCCACAAAAGGAUAUCUGGACGAUCCCACGGUGCCCCGCGGCUCCACCACAGCCACCUUCGCUGCUGUCGUCUUAUAUGUUGAGAACGAAAGGUGGGACGGUGUGCCCUUCAUCCUGCGCUGUGGCAAGGCCCUGAACGAGCGCAAGGCCGAGGUGCGGCUGCAGUUCCGAGACGUGGCCGGUGAUAUCUUCCACCAGCAGUGCAAGCGCAACGAGCUGGUGAUCCGCGUGCAGCCCAACGAGGCCGUGUACACCAAGCUGAUGACCAAGAAGCCCGGCAUGUUCUUCAACCCCGAGGAGUCAGAGCUCGACCUGACCUAUGGCAAUAGAUACAAGAACGUGAAGCUUCCUGACGCCUAUGAGCGCCUCAUCCUGGACGUCUUCUGCGGGAGCCAGAUGCACUUCGUGCGCAGUGACGAGCUCCGGGAGGCCUGGCGCAUCUUCACCCCGCUGCUGCACAAGAUUGAGCGCGAGAAGCCCAAGCCCAUCUCCUACAUUUAUGGCAGCCGAGGGCCCACAGAGGCAGACGAGCUGAUGAAGAGAGUUGGCUUCCAGUAUGAAGGCACCUAUAAGUGGGUGAACCCUCACAAGCUCUGAAGACCUGCUCCCCAACCCCGGCGCCUGUGCCUCCCUCAGUUCAGUAGGACUUGGGGAUCAGGCAUCAACCUCACAUUCCCCAACCCACUGGGCUCAGCCUUGAGCUCCCAAUACAUUCCAAAAUUCAGGCUGUAGGCAAGGACCUUCCUGUGGGACCCCAUCCAUUGUUCCCAGGGCCCAGGACAGAAGUCAAAGAUAGUGACACCACCAGGAAGCUAUGGGCUUACCCAUCCCCCCUUAGAAAGGAGGAGAUCCAAUCUCUUGAGAACAUGCUGCGGCACCACUAGACAUUCCAGCACACUCCUGAAAGCCAGCAGCUAGUCCCCUCCCCACUCCCCCCCUGCCAUUAAAGCCACAUGCCACA